This is a messenger RNA of Cheilinus undulatus (humphead wrasse), 2337 nucleotides long. RefSeq names its product hematopoietic death receptor (gene hdr). NCBI's taxonomy places the organism in Eukaryota, Metazoa, Chordata, Actinopteri, Labriformes, Labridae. The transcript is spliced from 10 exons. The record is from RefSeq and is a predicted model, not a curated record. Gene Ontology annotation, cellular component: plasma membrane; cell surface. Gene Ontology annotation, biological process: positive regulation of apoptotic process; TRAIL-activated apoptotic signaling pathway. The coding region runs from base 338 to 1570 and encodes 410 amino acids. Gene Ontology annotation, molecular function: protein binding.
CUACCCACACUACGUGCAGGCCUCCUUAGGUAUUACCCAACACCUCUGCUGCCCUGCCCUACCCUGGUCCUCUUCUUUGCCUCUGCAAGCCAGGGCAAUGACUCACGUGAGCGACGCAUACUUGUACUCAACAGCAGACCUCAGAUACACCUUAAGGGUGGACCGUCGACGGCACUCCCGCCCGUUAAAACACGACCUAUUUCCUUGUUGACGUCACACCUGCUGUAGCGUUGGAGCAGGGGGGGACACACCGACCCUGUACACGCGCGUUACUGUUGAGAAACCGAGCUCUGGUGUUUAGAAUGAAAACCCUGGAUUUGGACUUUUCUACGGAAGCAUGACCAAGUUCCUGAAGUAUGCGGUUUUGAUGGUCCUGAUUUGGCCUAUCACGCUCUUAGGGGAUGUUCAGACCUCUGACUUUGACUUGAGUAUAAGGAGGACACGGAGAGACUUGCACUGCAAAAUCUACGAGGAAUACCUGCAUGGCAGCAUCUGCUGUUUGAACUGUCCGGCUGGUACCCGUAUGAUGUCUCCAUGCACAGUAGAAGGGCGGAGGGGAGGGUGUGAGGAGUGUGAUGAAGGAACAUACACUGAACACUCCAACGCACUGAGGCGGUGUUUUAGGUGCACUGAGUGUCGCUCUGAUGAGGAGAUCGUGAAGCCCUGCACUCGGACUCAAAACACUGAAUGUCAGUGCAAAUCAGGAGGAUUUUGUCCUCCAGAUCAAGCAUGUGAGACCUGCAAGAAGUGUUCAAGGUGUCAAAAGGAUGAGGAAAUAGUGAGGAACUGCACUUCAACCUCCAACACAGUGUGCAAAAAGACCCGGCCCAGUCCUGAGUCCACCUCAGCAGGAAAGGAAGCUAUAAUAAUUUCACUUUCACUGCUUGCUGCUGGAGUUCUCUCCCUUGUUGUCGCCCUUUUCCUGAGGAGACGUUGCAAAGCAACAGAAUCUCUUAGAAGUCAGCAUGUUGGGCUUAAAGCUGUACAACAAUACAGCGACAACUGUCAGACCGACGAAAGGAGGAACGGCGCCACCAAAAGGCUGAGCUGCUCAAGUCUGGGCCUGCCUGGCCACCUGGUGAGAAUCAAAGGUUCUGCCAUGGAUGAGCAUGAGACGUUGUGUGAAAGCCUCAGCAGCUCAGCCAGUAACUCCCAGCACAGUCUAACAGGCCUGCCAUCCUCUACAUGCUCCACAUCUCCCCCUCCAGCUGGUUUCAUGAUUCCACAGUCACACCAGAGGGAUGAUGAAGAAUUUCUCAAGCUUGUUCCUGUUAAUGGUGAAGAAUCUUUGAGGAAAUGCUUCGAAUAUUUUGAAGAAAUAGACGUUGAUUACCACAAGAGAUUCUUCCGUCAGCUUGGGAUUUCAGACAAUGUGGUGAAAAGCAAAGAGCACCUUCACUAUGAGGACAAGAUCCACGAACUGCUGAAUAUUUGGGUGGAGAAAGAAGGCAAAGAGGGCAGCUUAAAUCACCUGCUGAAAGCUUUACUUGAUUUAAAUCAGAGGCGAACAGCUGAGACUAUCAAAGACAAUGCCAUUGCCAAUGGUCAUUAUUGCCUCUCUGAGGAUUAAUGGGAGUUGGUUUGUUUACUCAGGAGAUGUCUUCUACUAUUUAGGUCCUUGUUGAUUAAAGUAUUCAAAAUGAAAUACUGAAGAAGCACUGAACAAGGUCACUAAGAAAGACGGGGUGGGUCAGGUUCUUAAAACGGAGAGUCAUGAGCGUUUUAGUUUCAUGGGUGUCGCUCGUGGUUGCAGGCCUUUUAUGGCUCAAGCUUGUUUUCGCCAGGACUUGUUGAAUUCACUUCUGACAAGUUUGUCAGAAGUGAGAGAGCGUGCCCACUAAAGUCUGAAGAAUGCCUUGUGUGAUCGGAUAUAUGGUACCUCCAACAAAACAUCUGCUCUCUUCAGGACCCUGUGGUGCACACAAGGCCGCAGACCGGGGUUCACUCAUUAAGAAAAAAACAGUAUUCUUACCAAGAGCAUACUUCACUAAAUCAGGUGCUUUUAUUGGUAGAAACUUUUUUUUUGCACUUUGAGAGCUCUGAUGGGAAAACUCAGGCUUCUUUUAGUUAUUAUUCUUAAAUGAAAGCUUGAAUCCAGUUCCUCUGUUUUAGUUGGGUAAUACUGGAUUCUUCAUGCACUCAGGCUGCUUUAUGCAAAACAAGAUUACUGCGCUGAGGUCUUUAGCUCACAUAGUGGCUGUGAUGCUCAUCAGUCUAUUAUUUCUCAUGUGUUUUAUUGAAGCAAAAAAUAUUUAACAUCAAGAAUGAAUGUCUGAAUUGAGAGCACUGAUCAAUGGAACAUGCUGUACAUAGAAUAAAGGUUUAUUCAAAGAUAAA